This is a messenger RNA of Telopea speciosissima, 2660 nucleotides long. RefSeq names its product L-type lectin-domain containing receptor kinase IX.1-like. Gene Ontology annotation, biological process: protein phosphorylation. Gene Ontology annotation, cellular component: plasma membrane. The transcript has 3 exons. Bases 66 to 2660 code for a protein of 864 amino acids. The record is from RefSeq and is a predicted model, not a curated record. Gene Ontology annotation, molecular function: protein kinase activity; carbohydrate binding; ATP binding. Lineage: Eukaryota; Viridiplantae; Streptophyta; Magnoliopsida; Proteales; Proteaceae.
AGAAAUCUUCAAUUCCGUUGGCACUUGCCCAUUCAAGCUUCAGCUUUAAGCCUUUAACCAAAAUCAUGGCUCAUACUUCAUCAUCAAGGAAUUCUCAUCUCCAAUCUUCAAAGUUUAAUUUCAUUCUCUUUCAGGUCUCAUUGUAUUUCUUGCUUUUAGUAUCUCCUGCAACAUCAUUAAGCUUCAACUUUUCCAAUUUCACUAAAUCAUUAGUGAAUAAUGGAAGCAUCAGACUCCAAUUAGAUGCACUACUCUAUGAGCCAAUCAUCAGACUCACAAAAAAUCGACAAGAUCAAAAUAGUACAAAUAGUACGGGUAGAAUGUUGUAUAAUGCUCCCGUUCAGCUCUGGAAUUCGAAGACCCUAACGGAUUUCACCACCAAUUUCUCCUUAACUCUCAGAAAUCCCUCAGACUACCACAACUGCGCCUCCCCUAACAAGACUCUCUGCAUUGGAGAUGGGCUUGCUUUCUUCCUUGCUCCCUUUGGUUACUUCAUUGCUUCCGAUGAUUCCACAGUCGAAGAUGUAAGCCUGGGAAGUGGUGGUCUGGGUCUGUUCAACAACUCAGCAACUCAGAAGAUCGUUGCAGUCAAGUUUGAUACUUUUCAGAAUACAUGGGACCCAGAUAACAGUCACAUAGGUAUCGACAUAUCUUCCAUCUUGUCUAAUAAAACUAUCUCAUGUAAUAGUAGUCUUUGGAGUUGGAUGAGAAAUAAUUCUAUCCCUUGGGAGGCUUGGGUUAGUUAUGAUUCAAGUUCCCUAAACUUGAGUGUUGUAUUGACUUGUUCUGAUAAAACCAUUCCUUGUGAGAUCUGUAGCCUUAACUAUAAUGUUAAGCUAAGUGAUUAUCUUCCAAAACAAGUGACUAUUGGGUUUUCUUCAACCAGUGGAGAGGCCUACGAGCUACAUCAGCUCAACUCCUGGGUCUUCGAUUCGACUUUGGAACUGGAAGUUAAUUCUUUGAAAGAUUUUGUGGCAAUGGCUGCGGUCGAAUCUUCCAUAGCUACUCUCUCGGUUUUGUAUGCCCUUGGGGUUGGGCCUAGGGAGUUUUCGUAUGCUGAAUUGGCUAGAGCAACUAAUUAUUUCCAUGAGACACAAAAGCUUGGAGAAGGAGGAUUUGGAGGUGUUUAUAGAGGCUUCUUGAGUGAUCUCAACAUGGAUGUAGGUGUGAAGAGGAUUUCUAAAGGAUCUAGACAAGGGGAAAAGAAAUAUCCAUUGGAGGUGAAGAUCAUUGGUCGAUUGCGGCAUAGGAACCUUGUGCACCUUAUUGGUUGGUGCCUCCAACGUAAAGAGCUACUUCUUGUGUAUGAGUUCAUGCCCAAUAGAAGCCUUGAUUCCCAUCUAUUUCAAAAUAAGGGUUCCUUGGCAUGGGAGUUGAGGUACAAGAUAGCUCUUGACUUAGCCUCUGCAUUACAGUAUUUGCAUGAAGGGUGGGAUCAAUGCGUUGUCCACAGGGAUAUUAAAUUGAGCAACGUAAUUCUUGAUUCCAACUUCAAUGCUAAACUAGGUGAUUUCGGUCUAGCUAGGGUUGUUGAAAAUGUAACAAAGUCACAAACAAAUAAUGUAACUAGUCCCAUGGGAGGAUGGCUUGUGGAACAUGGGAAAGGGACACAGGCAACCAAUGUAGCUGGUACCAUGGGAUACAUGGCACCUGAAUAUGUUUUUACUGGGAAGGCUAACAAAGAAUCUGAUGUCUUUAGCUUUGGUAUCGUUCUAUUAGAAAUUUCUUGUGGUAGAAAGGCCAUUGAGAAGACUGCUGACCCAAGUGAAGUUUGUUUGGUAGAAUGGGUUUGGGAUCUCUAUAGAAGUCGAAAACAUCUCGAAGCAGCUGACCCAAGUCAAUGUAUGGAUGCUACUGAUAAGCAGCAAUUAGAGUGCUUGAUUGUUGUUGGGCUAUGGUGUUCUCAACCAAACUUCAAUCUCCGACCUUCUAUUGGGCAAGCUAUUAAUGUUCUCAAAUUUGAUGCUCCAAUGCCCAUUCUCCCAUGUUGUAAGGAGCCUAUUUCUUCUCCAUUCAAUAGGAGGAGUACAUUCUCGAUUACAUCUUUCCAGGGUUUUCUAGAAGAUUUAUGUGCAUCUUUCACCGGGUUACUAAGGAUAGGGGAGAAUGUUGUUUGUCGCCUCAAUGGCUCUUUGUAUGGCCUCAAACAGGCUUCCCGUCAAUGGUUCGCCAAGCUCUCCAUAGCCCUUCUCCGUCUUGGUUUUACUCAAUCCAAGGCUAACUAUUCAUUAUUUUUCAAGGGUCAUGAUGCAUCUGCUAUCUAUAUUUUGGUGUAUGUCGAUGAUAUCCUUAUCACAGGUCAGAACUCCACUGCUAUUACCGCCCUAAAAAUGACCUUGCAUCAACAAUUCCGCCUCAAGGAUCUCGGCCCGGUUAAGUACUUUCUUGGUCUUGAAGUGGCCCGGUCCCGUCAUGGAAUCUUUCUAAAUCAGCAGCAAUAUGCUUUGGACAUCCUUUUGGACAUGAAUUUUUCUGGGGCACGCACUACAGCCUUUCCUAUGGAACAACACCUUAAAUUAUCCCCCUCCGAGGGAGAUUUACUAGAUGAUGCUGGUUCUUAUCGCCGCCUGAUUGGCCGGCUUAUUUAUCUCACCAUUACUCGGCCUGAUAUUGUACAUACUGUUACCCUCCUCAGCCAAUUCAUGCACCAGCCACGAUAG